Molecule: messenger RNA, 975 nt
Organism: Hydatigera taeniaeformis
Lineage: Eukaryota; Metazoa; Platyhelminthes; Cestoda; Cyclophyllidea; Taeniidae
Source: the annotation of a GenBank genome assembly
AUGAGGGAUCCUUACAUCCUACCAUGCGGACAUUCCUUUUGCUUGCGACCCUGUUUGCUAGCGCAGGAUGGAGCUUUGAAAGCACGUUGCAUCAACUGCGAUGUGGAGUUUGAGACCACAAAAUUACGACCCAACCACAAAAUAGCGUUGCAGAUCUGUCUGACAGCGCUACAAGAAGAAGUAGAAGAAGCAAAUGAGCAGGAACAGACAGAAGAGCAACAGAAUCAGAACAAGCAGGCGGAAAAAGAUGGAGAGACCCAGAUAAAGGCCGAUGCGAUAAAGGCAAAUGCGAAAGGAACUUUGGAGAUGCAUCUUCAGCAACUAAAGGAGUUAAUGAUCUCGGAGUUGGAUCCGGGACAGUAUGCAAAGGCUGAAAAUGUUGGUGCCUUGGAAAGUGCAAUGAAGAAGUUACAAGAGACUUCAUGCAAGGCACUGGAUUCCAUCAUCGAGAAAUUACAAAUGGACAGUUACGAGAGCAUUGACGAAUUGACCCAACAAAUCGCUGAACUUUCAAUCGAGGUUGCUAAAAUUAGAGACGUUUAUUCGUCCUUGAAGGGAAUUACACAGAAGCAACCGGCCUCGCAAGACAUCUUCAACCCUGAAGUCGACCUUGUGAAUGAGGGCGCAGCGCAGACCAACACAUCAGCUCCAAUCGUAUCAAGGACCGCCAAGCUGCUAACAAGACUCAUCAAUCUAAAUAUGGCUGUCAAUGACCUCCGAGAUAUCCGGACUAGUUUGCAAGAUGAGGAGGAGCAGAGCGUGCUUCAGUACUCCCGCAUUUGCGAGGAACUGAACACAGCUGUGGCAACGAUCGAGGCCGCUCUAACCAGAAGCCUCAAAAUAAAUCUGCUGAGGGUGGAGGCCAAUGACAUAAGUGUUCAAAGGGACCUCGAGAACUUGAGAUUUGGCAUAGGAGAAGCUCGAAAAGUCCUGCCCUCUAUUGAAGAUAUUUUUACAUUAGUUUAUGACGAAAAG